This is a messenger RNA of Pteronotus mesoamericanus, 1802 nucleotides long. RefSeq names its product PGAM family member 5, mitochondrial serine/threonine protein phosphatase (gene PGAM5). The transcript has 6 exons. The coding region runs from base 21 to 890 and encodes 289 amino acids. The record is from RefSeq and is a predicted model, not a curated record. Lineage: Eukaryota; Metazoa; Chordata; Mammalia; Chiroptera; Mormoopidae. Gene Ontology annotation, cellular component: mitochondrion. Gene Ontology annotation, molecular function: protein serine/threonine phosphatase activity. Gene Ontology annotation, biological process: peptidyl-threonine dephosphorylation; positive regulation of mitochondrial fission.
AGCAGCGCGGGACGGCCGGCAUGGCGUUCCGGCAGGCGCUGCAGCUGGCGGCCUGCGGCCUGGCGGGGGGCUCGGCCGCCGUGCUCUUCUCGGCCGUGGCGGUGGGGAAGCCCCGCGCGGGCGGGGAUGCGGAGCCGCGCGUGGUCGAGCCGCCGGCGUGGGCCGGGGUCGCGCGCCCCGGGCCCGGCGUCUGGGACCCCAACUGGGACAGGCGAGAACCGCUGUCCCUGGUCAACCUGCGGAAGAGGAACCUAGACUCUGGAGAUGACGACGUGGCGUCCAGGAUCGACCACUGCAAAGCCAAGGCCACGCGGCACAUCUUCCUCAUCCGGCACUCCCAGUACCACGUGGAUGCCUCCCGGGACAAGGACCGCACCCUGACACCGCUGGGUCGCGAACAGGCUGAGCUAACUGGUCUCCGACUUGCAAGCAUGGGGUUGAAAUUCAAUAAAAUAGUGCAUUCCUCCAUGACCCGCGCAGUAGAAACCACCAGCAUCAUCAGCAAACACCUGCCAGGCGUUUCCACGGUCAGCACAGACCUGCUGAGGGAAGGUGCCCCCAUUGAGCCUGACCCGCCCGUGUCUCACUGGAAGCCAGAGGCUGUGCAGUAUUACGAAGACGGAGCCAGGAUUGAGGCCGCCUUCCGGAACUACAUCCACCGGGCAGACGCCAAGCAGCAGGAGGACAGUUACGAGAUCUUCAUCUGCCACGCCAACGUCAUCCGCUACAUCGUGUGCCGGGCGCUGCAGUUCCCUCCCGAAGGCUGGCUCCGCCUCUCCCUCAACAAUGGCAGCAUCACCCACCUGGUGGUCCGGCCUGAUGGCCGCGUGGCUCUCCGGGCUCUUGGGGACACAGGGUUCAUGCCUCCCGACAAGAUCUCCCGCUCCUGAGGCCCACUCUCCUCACCCGAGCCCGGCUCUGGCGUGGGAGCCACCAGGGACACAGACGCCUUCCUGCCGUCCCCUCCACAGGCUGCACUGUGGUCACUUCCUUUCUGCAGGACCAGGCGGCGGCGGAGAGAAGUGUCUAAAGCACCGUGUUUCAGUCCUUCCUUGUGGCCCAGGAUGGAGAGGGGAACAUUCAGGUCAGACCAGCCUGAUCUUUUCACAAGGUCUCCUCCGCCAGGACGAGCCUGCGGGGUUGCAGAGGCCUCACAGGUGUCAUGGCAGGGACCACGGCAGGUCCCCGCCAGCCGGUCUUUGGUCUGACUGCAGCUGGCCACGCGAUCCCUUGAACCUCUGUCAGCAAAACCUGUCAGGCACCGGGGACUUGGAGGAGGGCCCAGCAUUUCCAUUCAUAACUUAUUUUGCUUCAUACAUUCUUCUGAGUUCUUAAAGCCCUUCUGUCACUUAAAAGAUUUUCCAUCUCGGUUCCUGCAGUGACAACUGUAUCUCAUUCUUAAGUCACGCACCCCUGACGCAAUUGGAUUUGAACUCACCUACAUGACCGGCCUCUCUGGACACACAGGGGCACCCGAGCAGGUGAGGGAGGGGACACAACCUGCUGUUCCCCUGGGAGCGGGGCCAGGUGGUGUAACAGCCCAGAAGAGAGUCCUGUUUAAGUAAAAUGUCCAACUGACAGCUCGUUCUUUGUUUGCCUCUGGCUGUUCAGCUCUUGUGCUUACAGAUUAAAAUAUUUGGACAUGAUGUGCCCAUCCCAAAUAUUCUAUUAAUUUACAAAAACAAUACAAUUUCUAUGAAGUGGUUAUGAAUAUUUUCUGCACUCAGUGCAACUAAAUAGGAUACUUGAUCUGUUUGUCAACUUUACAAAUAACUACAAAAUAAAAUUUUAUUUUACUGGUU